Molecule: messenger RNA, 865 nt
Organism: Etheostoma cragini (Arkansas darter)
Lineage: Eukaryota; Metazoa; Chordata; Actinopteri; Perciformes; Percidae
Product: lysozyme C-like
Exons: 4
Coding region: 20-562 (180 amino acids)
Molecular function (GO): lysozyme activity
Source: RefSeq, a predicted model, not a curated record
UUCAAAGUAAACGAGGAGUAUGUUUUUUAAUAAAGCAGCCACAGGGUUGUCAGCCGAGCUGAGGGACUAUAAAAGGACAUUUAGCGGCAGUUGUGGAACUAUUCGUUCCAACAGAGAGUCCAUCAUGAGGUGUCUUGUGUUUCUGCUCUUUGUGGCUUUGGCCGACGCCAAGGUCUACCAGCGCUGUGAAUGGGCCCGAGUGCUGAAGGCUAAUGGGAUGGACGGCUACUACGGCGUAAGCCUGGCUGACUGGGUUUGUCUGAGCAGGUGGGAGUCGAGUUACAGCACCGCAGCCAAGAACCCUAACACAGACGGAUCCACUGACUACGGCAUCUUCCAGAUCAACAGCCGCUGGUGGUGUAACGACGGCCGCACGCCCUCGCCCACAAAGAACGCAUGCAACAUUAAUUGCAGUGAGCUUCUGACCAACAGUGUCGGAGUGGCGAUCAAUUGUGCCAAGCGUGUCGUUAGGGAUCCCAACGGCAUCAGAGCCUGGGUGGGCUGGCGCGUUCACUGCCAGAACCGCGACCUGAGCUCCUAUUUGGCAGGAUGUGGUUUGUAAAGAACAGGUGGAACCAGGACACUAUCAUCGGCAUAACACAAUUCUACAAUCUUUGUCUGCAGUGGGUUGAAUCGUUUCGGUUGGUAGCUUGGAAUGUUUGAUCUGCCAGGAGUAAAACACAGCUAGUGAAGCUACAGACAAUUCUUAUUGAACCAGGAAAAUAAAUUUUCCUGAUGUAACAGGUCAAAUCAGUGAAGAGAAAUGUGGCGAUUCAGCCUGUAUCUGUUGUUGUCUGUUGCUCAUUUUAAAACCAAAUUAAAAUCUUGAUGACAGUUGUUAAAUUAAAAGUAAUGUUAAAACAAU